AAAACCCCUCAACUAUGUUUACUUAAUGUAGAAACCCCUAAACUAAAGAUUUACCGGUAGUAACGAUAAUUAUGACCUGCUAGGGUUUAAUUCAUUAAAUAAAGUUAGUUUGAGGGUUUUUUGUUUAAAUACUUAGUUUGGGAGUUUUUACCCAAACAAACUUAGUUGUAGAGUUUUAAUGUUAAAAAUCCUUUUAAUAACAUAGUAACCAAAUAUAUUCUUUCAAACUUUUUCUCAUACAUUGACAUUGCAAAACCGCCAAUAUGUUCCAAUAACAAUGACAAACAACUAAUCAACUUAACUUAAGAGUCAGUUUACAUAUCUUAUGUUAUAUAGCCUUGAGGAAAAUAGUUUCUAAAACCUUUUUAAAACACACAACAUACAUGGAGAAUAAGAUUCUUGGCUACACAAAACAAAAUUAAAUGGUCAAAACCACAAGAACAUCCGGAGUAAUAGGGCUAAAAGGCUAUUUUAGUACAGUACAGUAACACGUGGAGAAAGCAGAUACAUUAUCUCCUAACACAAAACAAACUCAAACAACACUAGUCCCCAAUCUUAGAGUUUUACCAAUCUUUAAUCUCAUGUCUCUUGAUGAUCAUCUCCAAACCGAAUCCAUUCAUAUGCUUAACAGUUCAAUGUGUGUUCCAGAGCUUAACAGCAACAAUGAAAAGACGACCUUCUCACAGAUUUUGGUAAUCUCAUCCAUUGGCUUGCUCUUAGCCCUUGCACUACAUUACCGUCUGAGGAAGAUACGUCACUCCAAGAACAUCCCUCGUCUCAGACGGUCUCACAAACACAAAGGCCAUGAGAAGCUCGAGAGAUUCUCUCACUACGUUGUGCGUCAAAUGGGAUUCAAGGACAGGAGAGAAUGUCCUCAUCUCUGCAAAUUAGCCAAUGAGUACAUAAGGAAAUCAGGUUGCUGCGAGGAGGACAUCUACAGCUUCUUCUCUGAAGAGCCUGAUGCUGAUUCUCUCUUCAUUAAACUCGUCGAGGAGUUUGAGAGAUGUAUUCUCAGUUACUUUGCUUACCACUGGAGCCAUGCAGAUCUCAUGAUCAGUCAGAUACUCAGCGCUGAUGUUGAGCCUAAAAAGAAGCUCAAGCACAUUGUCAUGGCAGCAACAAGAGAUCAGAGGUUUGAGAGGGUGACUAAGAAUCUAAAAGUGGCAAGAGUGUUCAACACAUUGGUGGAGGAAAUGAAAGCAAUGGGGAUAGCAUCUGUUGAUGACUCUGAGUGUACAGAAGUGAUGGCACCAGUUGCACACAAGGACCGUAGCCCUGUUCUACUCCUUAUGGGUGGUGGCAUGGGUGCAGGAAAGAGCACUGUGCUUAAAGAAAUUCUCAAAGAACCAUUUUGGGCAGGAGCAGAUGCUGUGGUGAUCGAAGCUGAUGCUUUCAAAGAAUCUGAUGUGAUAUACAGAGCUCUAAGCUCCAGAGGCCAUGCUGAUAUGAUCAAGACUGCUGAAUUCGUUCAUCAAUCAUCAACAGAUGCAGCAUCAUCACUACUCGUUACAGCUCUCAACGAAGGGAGGGAUGUGAUAAUGGAUGGAACACUCUCGUGGGUACCGUUUGUGGUACAGACCAUAACCAUGACAAGGAAUGUGCAUCGCCACCGUUACAGAAUGGGACCCGGCUACAAGGUUGGUGAAAACGGAGACGUGAUAGAGAACUAUUGGGAACGCAUAGGAGAGAGACAACAGCUGCAAGAGGAUGGGAAGGAGAGAAAGCCAUACAGGAUAGAGUUAGUUGGAGUUGUGUGCGAUGCGUACUUAGCAGUGAUUCGAGGCAUUAGGAGAGCAAUAAUGUGUAGAAGAGCGGUGAGGGUGAGAUCUCAGCUGAGAUCUCACAAGAGGUUUGCAGAUGCGUUUCUUACGUAUUGCAACAUAGUUGACAAUGCAAGGCUUUACUGCACCAAUGCUCUUGAAGGUUCACCAAAGAUGAUAGCCUGGAAAGAGAAGGAGAAGACAUUGCUAGUGGAUCCAGAGGAGAUAGACUGUUUGAAGAACGUAGGGAGGUUAAACGAGAAUGCAGAAUCAAUUUACGAGCUAUACAGAAGACCAAACCCUGCUUGUGAAGCUGGGUCAAUAUGGAAAGACAUUGUGCUGUCUCCUUCCAGGUUCAACAUUCAGCAGGAGCUCAAAUACUCAAUUCAGAAAGUGGAAAGAUUCAAACAGUGUCUCCAAGAUACACCAAAGUCAGAAACAGAGCAAAGUGAUGUACUUUCUUCCUAGCUAUGUUCUUAUCUGUUCACUUAAGGUACCAAAUGCAUUAUAUAUGAUUCAGACAAAAGGUAUGAACCUCACUUUAAA
Molecule: messenger RNA, 2306 nt
Organism: Brassica napus (rape)
Lineage: Eukaryota; Viridiplantae; Streptophyta; Magnoliopsida; Brassicales; Brassicaceae
Product: calmodulin calcium-dependent NAD kinase
Exons: 8
Coding region: 582-2228 (548 amino acids)
Molecular function (GO): kinase activity; ATP binding
Source: RefSeq, a predicted model, not a curated record